This is a messenger RNA of Fusarium oxysporum Fo47, 915 nucleotides long. RefSeq lists its product as uncharacterized. The transcript has a single exon. NCBI's taxonomy places the organism in Eukaryota, Fungi, Ascomycota, Sordariomycetes, Hypocreales, Nectriaceae. The record is from RefSeq and is a predicted model, not a curated record. Bases 127 to 492 code for a protein of 121 amino acids.
UUGUCCUACCGGGCGUAAUAGACUUGUAUUGUAUUGUAUUGUAUUUCCGCCUAAUUAUAUUCAGUUAUCUCCUCUUGAUCUCCUUUCGUACCACUUUGCGAUUAAGCAAUAACGUUUUAAAUAAGGAUGGCUGAUGAUAAUAUCUUUUCCCGCCUCCAGCUCUUAAUGGAUCCUCAGGCCAAGCUCCUUAUCUGCGUUCAGGAGCAAUGUGGCUUUGCUCUUCCCUCCAAGCCUUCCCAAGUGAACGAGCAUCUUAGGAAAAGGUAUAACAUAUCGAUCGACGACCGGCGUAAAGUUGUUCAACUUUUGAACAACCGGGAGCUUCCACUGCUGGGUCCUGCCAACGCGCUGUUACGCCAAAACGAGUCCCUACAUGGUCCUAACCUGCCAUUAUUCGACGGGCUCACCUGCAAGUACUGCGACCUUCUGUCAGACAUUACGUGCAUUCGGUUCAUUGAUGUGAAUUGGUGUCUUCAUGUUGUGUUCUGUUGAAACCUGCCCCCUUAGAGGUUUUACCAUUUCGGCUGUAAUCUUAAAGUAUCCCUGCUUGCACGUGAGGCCCCAGCACCUGUUUAACACCUUCUCACAAUCAGCAGCCAGGUUAUUGCUCGCCAUGCCAGUGAUAGAGGUUGGUAACAUCGUAGAGAACAGCUGAAGCACCGAUAACUGCAGGGGCCGCACCAGCACCAACGCAGCUAUAAUUCUGAAUACCAAACCCAAGGGCAAGUUUUCAGAGAACGACACGGAAGUGAUACCGGAAUUAAAACAGAAUGUUCGUAGCUCGUUGAGACCAGUACCAUAUUUUUUACUACUUUGCGGCGUGAGUUAUGAAAGUUUGAAAUAAUCAUCUGAUUGACAUAAGGAAGUCUUGGCUCAGAACAAAAUCGAAAGCGGAAUGGCGCAGUCCCGCUUAAA